This is a messenger RNA of Microtus ochrogaster (prairie vole), 5390 nucleotides long. RefSeq names its product potassium voltage-gated channel subfamily C member 4 (gene Kcnc4). Gene Ontology annotation, biological process: protein homooligomerization; action potential; potassium ion transmembrane transport. Gene Ontology annotation, molecular function: protein binding; delayed rectifier potassium channel activity. Gene Ontology annotation, cellular component: neuronal cell body membrane; voltage-gated potassium channel complex; presynaptic membrane. The record is from RefSeq and is a predicted model, not a curated record. NCBI's taxonomy places the organism in Eukaryota, Metazoa, Chordata, Mammalia, Rodentia, Cricetidae.
AGAUGGCGCGGCUCCCGGCGCCGCCGCCAGAUCGCAGGAACCCGGCGCCGGGGCGCUGCGCUGAGGCUCCCUCUUGGCGCGGCCCUGGAAGCCUGCAGGUGUCCUUGGCCAUUCGGCCGCCGCCCGGGAUACUCCUUCGCCAGCGCCGGUUGCCAGAUUCUUCAGAGCAGCCCCUCCCUCCAGGCUCUGCGCCGCGCAGGACGCCCCGUCUGAGCCCCCCCUCGUCCCGCUGCGGCCCCCGCAGCGCGGCAUCCAGCCCGGCGCAGAUCCCGGCCGCGGACGCAGGACCCGGGCUCUCUGCUGCGGGCGUGCUUGUUUUCCUGCUGCCGCCUGGUCCUACACAGCCCCCGCCCGCCGGUCCCUCUCGCUCAGUUCAGCCCCGCCCGCCAUCGGUGCUCCGCGCUGGAUUUAUGAAUGGGGGGAAGAGGCCGCAUGCAGCCACCGCCGCCUCUAGUUGACCGCACACUGCCCGGCCCCGCAGAGCUCCGGCUACCCUAAGAGCAUCCGCCUGGCCCCGGUUGCCGCUCCGAGGACUUGUUGCUGUUACGCUGCUGCCGUUGCCGCCGCCGCCGUUGCCACCCGGAGAAAACCAGCUGCCUUCAGGCUCGACGCGGACUGGGAGCCAAAAGGUGGCCCGCGUGAGUGUGAGCGCGCGCGCCGCGGACCCUCGCAGUGCUCCGGGACUGUGCGCUUCUCCGUCUUUCUGGGGUUGGGGGGCGUGUCCCCGGCCCCGAGCAUCCUUGGGCUUGCCCCUACCUCCCGGGACCCCUGGCUUGAGUCCUCGACCCUGGUCUCCACUUCCUGCCUCCCUAGGCUCUGCCUGACCAAAUCCCAACCACCUGUACACCAGAGAAACCCAACUCCUCCUGCUCCGCGCCCUGGGGGGGGGGAGGGAGGGAGGCAGGGGCAGAGCCACGCCGCAGAAGGGGCCGCCACUGCCUCCUGCCUCCUCCUCCACCUCCUCCUUCUCCACCUCCUCCUCGUCUCCUCCCCCUCCCCGGUCUGACGCUGCCUCCUUGGGAAGGGUGUUUGGAGGGCAGCGGCCGCCCCAAGCCGGAGCCCCGUAGCGCUUCUUAUGAUCAGCUCGGUGUGUGUCUCCUCCUACCGCGGGCGCAAGUCGGGGAACAAGCCUCCGUCCAAAACAUGUCUGAAGGAGGAGAUGGCCAAGGGCGAGGCGUCGGAGAAGAUCAUCAUCAACGUGGGCGGCACGCGACAUGAGACCUACCGCAGCACCCUGCGCACUCUACCCGGCACCCGCCUUGCCUGGCUGGCGGAUCCCGACGGCGGGGGUCGGCAGGAGUCGGAUGGCGGCGGUGCAGGCAGCAGCGGCAGCAGCGGUGGCGGGGGCUGUGAGUUCUUCUUUGAUCGGCACCCGGGUGUUUUUGCCUAUGUGCUCAACUACUACCGUACCGGUAAGCUGCACUGCCCCGCCGACGUCUGUGGGCCUCUCUUCGAGGAAGAGCUCACCUUCUGGGGUAUUGAUGAAACUGAUGUGGAGCCUUGCUGCUGGAUGACCUAUAGGCAGCACCGUGAUGCUGAAGAGGCACUGGACAUCUUCGAGAGCCCGGACGGGGGCGGGGGUGGCGCAGGGCCCAGCGAUGAGGCUGGCGACGAUGAGCGGGAGUUGGCCUUGCAGCGUCUGGGCCCCCAUGAGGGAGGCGCGGGCUCUGGUGCUGGAUCCGGGGGCUGCCGUGGAUGGCAGCCCCGAAUGUGGGCGCUCUUCGAGGAUCCCUACUCAUCCCGGGCAGCCAGGGUGGUAGCCUUUGCCUCUCUCUUCUUCAUCCUGGUCUCCAUUACCACCUUCUGCCUGGAGACCCACGAGGCCUUCAACAUCGACCGCAAUGUGACAGAGAUCCACCGGGUAGGGAACAUCACCAGCGUGCGCUUCCGGCGGGAGGUAGAAACAGAGCCCAUCCUCACCUACAUCGAGGGUGUGUGUGUGAUGUGGUUCACUCUAGAGUUCCUGGUUCGCAUUGUGUGCUGCCCAGACACACUGGACUUUGUCAAGAACCUGCUCAACAUCAUCGACUUUGUGGCCAUCUUGCCCUUCUACCUGGAGGUGGGACUGAGUGGCCUGUCAUCCAAGGCAGCUCGGGAUGUGCUGGGUUUCCUGCGCGUGGUGCGCUUUGUCCGCAUCCUGCGCAUCUUCAAGCUCACGCGCCACUUUGUGGGGCUGCGCGUGCUGGGCCACACGCUCCGAGCCAGCACCAAUGAGUUCCUGUUGCUUAUCAUCUUCCUGGCCCUGGGUGUGCUCAUCUUUGCCACCAUGAUCUAUUAUGCUGAACGAAUCGGGGCCAGGCCAUCUGACCCACGGGGCAACGACCACACCGACUUCAAGAACAUCCCCAUUGGCUUCUGGUGGGCCGUGGUCACCAUGACAACACUUGGCUAUGGGGACAUGUACCCGAAGACGUGGUCAGGAAUGCUGGUUGGGGCCCUGUGUGCACUGGCUGGUGUGCUAACCAUUGCCAUGCCCGUGCCUGUCAUCGUCAACAAUUUUGGUAUGUACUACUCCCUGGCUAUGGCCAAGCAAAAGCUGCCCAAGAAGCGAAAGAAGCACGUACCGCGGCCAGCCCAGCUUGAGUCACCCAUGUACUGCAAGUCUGAGGAAACUUCGCCCCGGGACAGCACCUACAGUGACACCAGCCCCCCUGCCCGGGAAGAGGGUAUGGUUGAGAGGAAACGGGCAGACUCUAAGCAGAAUGGUGAUGCCAAUGCGGUGCUGUCUGAUGAGGAGGGAGCUGGCCUCACUCAGCCCCUGGCCUCGGCCCCCACCCCUGAAGAGCGUCGGGCCCUGCGACGCUCAGGCACACGAGACAGAAACAAGAAAGCAGCUGCCUGCUUCCUGCUCAGUGCUGGGGACUAUGCCUGUGCCGACGGCAGUGUCCGAAAAGGCUGCGAAAAGUCCCGGAGUCUAAACAACAUAGCAGGAGCGGCUGGAACCAGUCUGGGGCUGUCUCCACUGGCAUCGCGGUACAGCUCGCCCUAUCCUCCGAGAAAGCUCCUGCUCUCGCACCCCUUCCACCCUCUCACCAGCCCCCCACCUGGUCACUCAGGUCCUUAGCUAUACCACGGCCUUCCUCAGCUCUGACACUGGGACACAUAUCCAAGCAGGCAUGUUUACAUGCCAUCCCAACCCUUUUAUCCCUCCUGAGGUCUGAGAAAACAGCAGAAGGGAACUUCAGUCAGGAUGGAGAAUUCGAGUCCCUGAGCCUACCCUACAUGGCACCUGGAUCCCCCAAACUGUCAGCCAUGGAACCUGAGUACAAGGGGGAGAUAUUGCCAGCUUCUCCCUGAACCAUAGGUGCUGGCACACUCAGGGCCCAUGUCUCUGGGUUUUGCCUUCAGCUCAGGAUCCUUGUAGGCCAGGAUGUGCAUGGUACACAGAGUGUCUGGAACGGCUCAAUCUUGCCUGCAAAUCAAACCUACAUUUAGAUUUUAACCACAGAAAUUUAAUUUGCAUUCCUUAUGGCCUUUAACCAGUAACCAGCUUGUCUGUCUGUCUGUCUAUCCACCCCACACCAAGAUCAGCAGGUAACAAGGCUGUCUCAUGGGGCAUCUCUGCUGGUGAAAAGGACGUUUGGCUCCUUGGACCAGCAGCACCUGUCGACAGAGCUGCCCUGGGAGUGGGACCCGGUGUUUCCCAGCUGGGCCUUGGGGCACAGAUGGGAGUUCCUAGAACCCAAGCCCCAGGCUUGGUGCAAGCCCUGGUGUGGCAGGGUGUGUAAGUGCAGGGAGGCCCUCCUCCCCGAAGCCCGUGCCCAGAUUCAGCGGGUGGCACCCAGCAUCCCAUCUGUGCCCUGCGCUGCUGCAGCAUCUCCACACUGCUUCCUCUGCUUCAGCGACAGUUUGCUCCCUCUCUCCCGCUCCCUCCGAUUCCCAGCCCUGCCUCUGAGUCACCUGCCACUCCCACCCAGCCUCUGCUCUGUAUUCCUGCCAGAACCGGAGACUCAUCUAAUUUCUAUAAUUAAGUGUAUUCAUUUACCUAACGAGCCCGGGAGCACAACAGGUUUGUGAGUCAUUGGGUGAGCAGGGGUACACCUUGCACAUAGACAGCCGAGGGGAAGUGAGGAGACAGGAGCUCCUACCCACACCUGCCACCGGGCCCCUCCGGCUCCCAAUAAGCCCCUCCCUCAGCCCAGGGCUAAAGGACAAAAGCCUCUACCAAGCCUCCCUGCUUCACCUGAUGGGAAUUGACCUGACAGCAGAGCCACGUGCCUGGCUAUCUUAGAGUCCGAUUAUGCAACUUUGAAAAGGGCGUGCCUAAGGAAGGUCCAUAUCUGCUCCCUUCAGGGUAAUAAAGGGACCUGGUGAGGCAACUUUAGGGACCUGGCAGGAAACUGCAAAACCAGGGGGCGGUCAACACAGAAGGUGGCCCAGGCAUAGAUGUAAAUCGUUUCCCCGAGGUUGGAGCUUUGCAAAGCCUGUGACAGGCACUGUCGCGUGAGCAAGCACUGGCCGACCUUCGGAAGUUCUGCUAGAUCAGGCCCUGGCACACUCGGUUCAGCCGUGCUCUACAGGGUCUGCAGCCACUGGCUCUCAGAAGGGGGUGUUUUCUGAGAGGUAAGAUGAGGGGAUACUGGGAAGCAGGCUGAGUCUGAAUCGAGCCUCCUUGUGGUAGAUUGGGCCCCACCCAGCGGGGCUCCUGGUACCAGGAGACUGUGGUCUGACAGGAUGAGCCAGGUGUCCAGUUUAGCACGAGUACCACAGCUAUUUUCUCUGGCUUGCCGUUCUGGUUUGGGGAACCGAGGCAGCUAUUUCUGUGGCAACCCUCAAGCUGUGCGGAACCCAGGUUUCCACGGCACCCACCGCCUCCUCUCUUCUUUCCUCCUACAAGGAUGGGCAUGCUUACAGCACCCCUGUAGGGGGCACAGAUGUCCCUGGGAGACACAGUGCAUCUGCCAGGUUGAAGCCCCUAGCAUUUGGUUGGAGAGAUGGGCUCCUAUACCCACCCCUAAUCUCCUGGCUCCAAAGGGAAGAGGCAGGGCCCAGUUGGUGGAAGAACUAGGUGAGUUAUCUGUCCUCAGCUACCUCUUAGGACUUUUGUGUUUGCCCAGGGUCCCAGGAAAGAAAAAAAAAUCUAUUAUGGCAGUUGCCUAUACAAGGCCUCAGAUCCAUCCAGGUGUUGAAUGUCCUUCACAAGGAGAAAGGUUUAUCUCACGGAGACGCCCCCAGAAGGCCAUGUUGAACCAAAAGCGUGCGUUAGCUUGUCUUUGCAUUGGACUUGGAAUUGGACCUGUUGCUUUUGCUUUUAGAACAUGACCCUGUAGCUGGGGUCUGGGGCCCUGCUUAAAGAACAAGCAGGCAGCCUAGGAGCAAACUCAGAGCCUUACCUUUCAGACAGAGCUGGUUGGGGCCACAGUCUUACGGAGAUGGUAACGGGUCAUGCU